AUCGAAAGUGAAAGGUUGAAUCCCUACAGUUAUCAAUAUCAACACUUUGUUGAGACGUGGCGGACAGACAGGCUUUGUUGGAUGUAGACGUCUUUGAAACUUGAUAUUUCACUAGAGGAACCUAUUUCGUGGUGAGCGUCAUGGCUGUGAACUCUCUGGACCUGCUCUUCAGAACUCUGGAUGAGUUGGAGUCUGCAGAGCUGAAGCGGUUCAGGACGUACCUGUCUGAGAGGACGGUGGAGGGGUUUGAGCCCAUCCCCAGAGGAAAGCUGGAGGGCAAGGAUGCUACAGACGUUGCCUCUAUGAUGAAGAACGCCUAUGGGGAGGAAGGCUCAGUGAAAAUGACUCUGACCAUCCUGAGGAAGAUGAACCUCAACAACCUUGUAGACAAACUAGAGAGACCACAGACACAGAGACCUCCAUCUCCAGUGCCCAGCGGUGUGUCCAUGAAUUCCAUGCCUGAGCAUCCUACCUUCAGUAGUGGACCAGUCCCAUCAGGACUAAAGGAUGUUGCAGAGUCAGGAGAUAGAGAUGAUGCAAUUCUGCAGGAAGUCAAAGCAAAGUACAAAGAGUGGAUGAUAGAGAAGUUUGGUAAGAUUCAUGAGUGUAUUGAGGAUGGGAAGAACAAAACACUCCUGAGAAAGAUCUACACAGAGCUCUAUAUCACAGAGGGAGAGAGUGAAGGCGUCAACACUCAACAUGAGAUUCGCAGGAUUGAAACACAAAUAAAAUUCCAAAGGGCAAAUGAAGACAAAAUCAACUGUAAUGACAUCUUUAAGUGUUUACCAGAUCAAGAGAAAAUUCGAACUGUAAUGACCACAGGCAUUGCUGGCAUCGGAAAAUCUGUAUGUGUGCAAAAGUUCAUUCUGGACUGGGCAGAAGAAAGGGCACAUCAGGAUGUUGAUUUCAUAUUUGCACUUCCAUUCCGUCAGUUAAACUUGAAACAAAAUGAUUCAUACUCUCUUCACAAACUCCUCCAUGUCUUCCAUAAAUUGAAUGAAAAUGACAUAAAUCCAGAUGUGCUUUGUAAGUUGAAGAUCAUGUUCAUCUUUGAUGGUCUGGAUGAGAGCAAACUCCCUCUGAAUGUAGAACAAGACAUGGAUGAUCCCCUGAAGACUGCAUCAGUGGAUGUGUUGAUAACCAACCUCAUCACAGGAAAUCUACUGCCUAAUGCGCUUAUUUGGAUAACUUCCCGGCCAGCAGCUGUCAAAAUGAUCCCUCCUAAAUACAUUGACAGGUGGACAGAAGUACAAGGGUUCAAUGACCAACAGAAGGAUGAAUACUUCAAGAAGAAGAUUGAGAAUCCAGCAAAAAUCGCUCGCAUUAAAAGGUCAAAGAGCCUCUACAUCAUGUGCCACAUCCCUGUCUUCUGCUGGAUCUUAGCAUCUGUGCUUCUGAAAAUGAACAGUCAUACCAACACCAGUGACUUGCCUCAAACACUGACUGAGGUCUAUAUUUGUUUCCUACUCACUGAGACAAACAGGAAGGGCCAAAAAUAUGGCAAAGGUUUUGAACGAGAUGAUAAAAAACGUCUGAAGUCCAACAAAGAUGCUAUUUUGAAAUUAUCUGAACUAGCAUAUAAAGAACUGCUGAAGGGUAAUAUUUUGUUUUAUGAAGACAAUUUGAAUGAGUGUGGCAUCAAUGAAGAAGACAUUACAUUGUACUCUGGCAUGUGCUCUGAGUUCUUCAUGAGUGAGUGUGCUGUUGACCAACGUAAAGUCUACUGCUUUGUGCAUCUGAGCAUUCAGGAGUUUCUGGCUGCAUUGUUUGUGUUUCACUCCUUUGUGACUAAGAACACAGAAGCCCUGAGACAAUUUAUCUCACAAGAAUCUCUUUCCAACCUUUCCAUGGCUGAGUUUUUAAGAACUGCAAUAGAUAAAUCCAUGCAGAAGGAAGAUGGACAGCUGGACCUUUUCCUCCGCUUCCUCUUGGGCAUGUCACUUGAGUCCAACCAGAAACUCCUACAAGGCCUUCUGACACAUAUAGAGAGCAGUUCAGACAGUCUCAAGGAAACAGCCGAACAUAUCAAAAGAAUUCUGAGUAAAGACACAAAAGUCCCUGAAAGAUGCAUGAAUCUGUUACUCUGUUUAUUGGAGAUGAAGGACAACUCCCUUCAUCAGGAGAUUCAGCAGUACAUAGACUCUGGAGAAAAGCUCUCACCUGCCCAAUGUUCAACACUGGCCUACAUGCUUCUGGUGUCAGAGGAAACACUGGAUGAGCUUGACCUGGCUAAGUACAAGUCAUCAAAUGAGGGUCGUCAGAGACUGCUUAUAGUGGUGAAGGCUUGUAGGAAAGCACGAUUGGUUGGUUGUGAGCUUAAAGAGGAAUCCUGUAGGGUCCUAACAUCUGCUCUUCAGUCCGAAUACUUCCUGUUGAAAGAACUGGACCUGAGCUCUAACCCUCUGAAGGAUUCUGGAGUGAGGUUGCUGUCUGUUGGGCUGAAGCAUGCUAACUGCAGGCUGGAAACACUGAGAUUGGUUGGUUGUGGUCUCACAGAGGAAUCCUGUGAGGUCCUAACAUCUGCUCUUCAGUCAGAACACUCCCUGUUGAAAGAGCUGGAUCUGAGUUCUAAUCCUCUGAUGGAUUCUGGAGUGAGGUUGCUGUCUGUUGGGCUGAAGCAUACUAACUGCAAGAUGGAAACACUGAGUCUUGCUGAUUGUAAGAUCACACAUAAUUCCUGUGAGAUUGUGGUGUCAGUUCUGCAGUCAACAAACGCCCUCAUAAAGCUGGACUUGGGUGAAAAUGACCUGGGGGAUUCUGGAGUUAAGCUUCUCUCUAAGGGACUAUCUAGUCCCGACUGCAAACUGCAGACAUUAAGGCUUGCUGACUGUAAACUCACAGAUAAAUCUUAUGAGAUGGUGGCUUCAGUUUUACAGUCACCAAACUCCCUACAGGAGCUAGACUUGAGUGACAAUGACCUGGGGGAUUCUGGAGCUCAGCUCCUCUCUAAGGGACUGUCCAGUUCCAACUGCAAAAUACACACAUUAAGACUUACUGACUGCAAACUCUCAGAGAAGUCCUGUGGAAUUGUGGCUUCUGUUCUACAGUCACCAAACUCCCUGAUAGAGCUGGACCUGAACUACAAUGACCUGGGAGAUUCUGGAGUUCAGCUUCUCUCUAAGGGACUGUCUAGUUCCCACUGCAAACUGCAGACAUUAAGACUUGCUAAAUGCACACUGUCAGAGAAGUCCUGUGGAAUUGUGGCUACUGUUCUACAGUCACCAAACUCCCUGAUAGAGCUGGACCUGAACUACAAUGACCUGAGAGAUUCUGGAGUUCAGCUUCUCUCUAAGGGACUGUCUAGUCCCCACUGCAAACUGCAAACAUUGAGACUUGCUAAAUGCAAACUCUUAGAGAAGUCCUGUGGAAUUGUGGCUACUGUUCUACAGUCACCAAACUCCCUGAUAGAGCUGGACCUGAGUCAUAAUGACCUGAGAGAUUCUGGAGUUCAGCUUCUCUCUAAGGGACUGUCUAGUCCCCACUGCAAACUGCAGACAUUAAGGCUUGCUGAAUGCACACUUACAGAGAAGUCCUUUGUAAGUGUGGCUUCUGUUCUACAGUCAUCAAACUCCCUGAUAGAGCUGGACCUGAGUCACAAUGACCUGAGAGAUUCUGGAGUUCAGCUUGUCUCUAAGGGACUGACUAGUCCCCACUGCAAACUGCAGACAUUAAGAUGUGCUGAGAGUAAUCUCACAGAUAAAUUCUGCGAGAUUAUGGCUUCAGUUCUACAGUCACCAAACUCCCUGCUACAGCUGGACCUGAGUGACCUGGGGGAUUCUGGAGUUCAGCUUCUGUCUAAGGGACUGUCUAAUCACCAUUGUAAACUGCACACAUUAAGACUUGCUGAAUGCAAACUCUCAGAGAAGUCCUGUGGAAUUGUGGCUACUGUUCUACAGUCACCAAACUCCCUGAUAGAGCUGGACCUGAGUCACAAUGACGUGGGAGAUACUGGAGUUCAGCUUGUCUCCAAGGGACUGUCUAGUCCCCGCUGUAAACUGCACACAUUAAGACUUGCUGAAUGCACACUCUCAGAAAAGUCCUGUAGAAUUGUGGCUACUGUUCUACAGUCUCCAAACUCCCUGAUAGAGCUGGACCUGAGUCACAAUGACCUUGGAGAUUCUGGAGUUCAGCUUCUCUUUAAGGGACUAUCUAGUCACUGCAAACUGCAGACAUUGAGGUUUGCUGGCUGUAUUCUCACAGAUAAAUCUUGUGAGAUUAUGGCUUCAGUUCUACAGUCACCAAACUCCCUGAUAGAGCUGGACCUGAGUCACAAUGACCUGGGAGAUUUAGGAGUUCAGCUUCUCUUUAACGGACUGUCUAGCCCCUACUGUGCAUUGCAGACAUUAAGAUUUGCUGGCUGUAAACUCACAGAUCAGUCCUGUGAGAUUGUGACUUCAGUUCUACAAUCAGUAAACUCAGCUCAGCUGCAACAGCUGGAUUUGAGUCACAAUGACCUGGGGGAUUCUGGAGUUCAGCCUCUCUCUAAGGGACUGUCUAGUCCCUACUGCAAUCUGCAGACAUUAAGGCUCAGGAAGUGUGGUUUCUCAGAUGAAGGUUAUGUUUGUCUGGCUCUCACUCUGAUGUUAAACCCCUCCUGUGUGAAAAAGCUGGACGUGAACAACAAUCAUCCUGGAGAAUCAGCACAGAAGCUAUUAUCUUCUACACUGAAGGAUCCUCACCGCAAAGUUGAAGCCCUUCGAUUUGCUGGCUGUAAACUCACAUUUCAGUCCUGUGAGAUUGUGACUUUAGUUCUACAGUCAACAAACUUAGCUCAGCUGCGACACCUGGACCUGAGUCACAAUGACCUGGGAGAUUCUGGAGUUCAGCUUCUCUCUAAGGGACUGUCCAGCCCCCACUGCAAACUGCAGAUAUUAAGGCUCAGAAAGUGUGGUUUCUCAGAUGAAGGUUAUGUUUGUCUGGCUCUCACUCUGAUGUUAAACCCCACCUGUGUGAAAGAGCUGGAUGUGAGCAACAAUUAUCCUGGAGGAUCAGCACAGAAGCUUUUAUCUGCUACACUGGAGGAUCCUCACCGCAAAGUUGAAGCACUUCGGCUUGCUGAAUGCACACUUACAGAGAAGUCCUUUGUAAGUGUAGCUACUGUUUUACAGUCGCCAAACGUCCUGAUAGAACUGGACCUGAGUCACAAUGACCUGAGAGAUUCUAGAGUUCAGCUUCUCUCUAAGGGAUUGUCUAGUCUCCAUUGCAAACUGCGGGCAUUAAGACUUUCUGAAUGCACACUCUCAGAGAAGUCCUGUGGAAUUGUGGCUACUGUUCUACAGUCACCAAACUCCCUGAUAGAGUUGGACCUGAGUCACAAUGACCUCAGAGAUUCUGGAGUACAGCUUCUUUCUACAGGACUGUAUAGUUCCCACUGUAAACUGCAGGCAUUAAGACUUGCUGAAUGCAAACUCUCAGAGAAGUCUUGUGAAAUUGUGGCUACUGCUCUACAGUCACCAAACUCCCUGAUCAAGCUGGACCUGAGUUACAAUGACCUGAGAGAUUCUGGAGUUCAGCUUCUCAUGAAUGAACUGUCUAGUUCCCAUUACAGACUGCAGACAGUAAGAUUUGCUGGCUGUAAACUCUCAGAGAAGUCCUGUGGAAUUGUGGCUACUGUUCUAAAGUCACCAAACUCCCUGAUAGAGCUGGACCUGAGUCAUAAUGACCUGGGAGAUUCUGGAGUUCAGCUUCUCUCUAAGGGACUGUCUAGUCCCCACUGUAAACUGCACACAUUAAGACUUGCUGAAUGCAAACUCUUAGAGAAGUACUGUGGAAUUGUGGCUACUGUUCUACAGUCACCAAACUCCAUGAUAGAGCUGGACCUGAGUCACAAUUACCUUGGAGAUUCUGGAGUUCAGCUUCUCUCUAAGGGACUGUCAAGUCCCCACUGCAAACUGCAGACAUUACGAGUGAUGCUUGCUGACUGUAAGCUCACAGAUAAAUUGUGCAAGAUUGUGACUUCAGUUCUACAGUCACCAAACUCCCUGCUACUACUGGACUUGAGUGGCAAUGACCUGGGUGAUUCUGGAACUCAGCUUCUCUCUGAGGGACUGUCCAGUUCCAACUGCAUACUGCAGACAUUAAGGCUUGCUGACUGUAAACUCGCAGAAAAAUCAUGUGAGAUUGUGGCUUCAAUUCUACAAUUACCAAACUCCCUGCUACAGCUGGACUUGAGUGACAAUGAACUGGGGGAUUCUGGUGUUCAGCUUCUCUCUAAGGGACUAUCUAGUUCUAACUGCAAAAUACACACAUUAAGGCUCUCUGAUUGUCUCAUCUUAGAAAAGGGUUGUGGUUUUCUGGCUUCAGCUCUGAGAUCAAACCCCUUCCAUCUAAAAGAGAUGGAUCUGAGCUACAAUCAUCCUGGAGAAUCAGGACUGGAGCUGUUAUCUGGUAGACUGGAGGAUCCUGUCUGUAAACUGGAGUUACUUAAAACUGACGAUGCUUCUGUAAGCAGAACACGACCAUGUUUGCUGAAAUAUGCCUGUGAGCUCACAGUGGAUCCAAACACAGCAGGGAGAAAUCUCUCUCUCUCUGACGGGAACAGAAAGGUGACACGUGCGAGUGAGAAGCAACUGUAUCCUGACCACCCAGAGAGAUUUGACUGGAAGUAUCAGGUGCUGUGUAGAGAGAGUCUGUCUGGACGCUGCUACUGGGAGGCUGAGUGGAGUGGAGAUGCAGCUCGUAUAGCUGUGGCCUAUAAAAGCAUCAAGAGGAAAGGGGAGGCUGAUGACAUCAUAAUGGGACUUAACGCAAAGUCCUGGAGUCUACGUUGCUCUCCUGACAGUUACUCUGCCUGGCACAAUAAUAAACACACUGUCAUACCUUCCCCCUCCUCCCGCUCCAGAAGAGUAGGAGUGUACCUGGACUGGCCAGAUGGUACUCUGUCCUUCUACAGCGUCUCCUCUGAUACACUCACCCACCUGCACACAUUUCACUCCACAUUCACUGAGCCACUUUGUCCAGGGUUUUGGGUUUGGUCAUCAGUAUCCCUGUGCCAGAUUUUACAUUUGCGUCAUUCCGUAUCAAAUCGGAAAAGGUGGUUACUGCACAGAUUUUAUUCAAACCUCAAGAAUUUUAUUUCCACCUUUGAAAAUACUUCAGUUUUACAGCCCAAAAAUAAAAUAGUCUGGUAAGCAAUGUUUGCUCAUUAAUAUUAUGAAAAGUGUUAUUCAUAGGCAGCCUAAACUUUGAGGAUGGAGGACAAACAUGUUCUCAGUAUGACUGAAGCAUUAAAGGUUUGUACGGCAUUCUCAUUAAUUUUCUACAAGGCCAUAGAUUUGGGGAAAAAGAUUGACAUUAAGGGUAGUAUAAACUUGUUUUUGUAUGCAUUUGGUAUCAAUAAUUAUUUUCUUUACAUACUAUAUUUUAUUAAGUGUUGUACUAUAUACUAUAUUAUAUUGUAUUAACCAAAAUUUGCUCUCCACAUGUAAUGGGGCUUGGAGAUUUUAAGGAUUAAACUAGGGGAGGUUAUGUUUUUCAGUCACUUUUUGUGAUUAAAAUGGAAUGUGGGGUAGUAGGCGCUUGAAAAUCUAUUUGAAAGUAGCCCGGUGUAUAGGCAUUAUGUGUAUGAUUACGUGUAUAUGUUAAUGUUGUACCGUAGAUAAAUAACAAAAUCAUUGUUUUGCCUCAGUGACAAUGCAUUUUUGGCUGAGACCUCAAAUAUUAGCUCAACAUUAAUAGUAUUGAAUUGGCAGACAAAGCAAUGAUCGGUGCCAUAUGGAUACAAAAAAUAUUUCAAUAUCAACAAUUUUUGCACUUUUUUCCAUAUCUAGGUCCUUAAGCUAUUACAUGCUAUUGUAUUACUUAGAUAUUAGGAUUGGGAAAUUUGAGAUGGUGUAGCAUCCAUUUUCCUGGAUUUUGUUUGAUUUGUCAUGGAAUGACCCAUUUAUUCAUUUGGCGGACGCUUUAUCAAAAGCGACUUUUGGAAAUGGAAUAACAGUUAAACUAUUAACAUUUAAGCAUUUUAACAUUUAAGCUUUAAAACUACAGUUAUAGAUACAGCAUUAGAUUCAGAAUAGAUUAGGAAUGACCUCUCUCUGACCCCAACCUCUUUUCAUUCUCUCUCUACUUCCUCUCCCCUAUCCUUCUCCUCUGUCUCUGCCCCCUCUCAUUUUCCUCAUCGCAUUCCACUCCCCCUCCUCCCAUUCUCUUCCCUCUUUCAUCCCUCCAUCUGUCACCUGUUUGUAUCAUUUUU
This is a messenger RNA of Alosa sapidissima (American shad), 8191 nucleotides long. RefSeq names its product NACHT, LRR and PYD domains-containing protein 12-like. NCBI's taxonomy places the organism in Eukaryota, Metazoa, Chordata, Actinopteri, Clupeiformes, Clupeidae. Bases 141 to 7130 code for a protein of 2329 amino acids. The record is from RefSeq and is a predicted model, not a curated record. The transcript is spliced from 31 exons. Gene Ontology annotation, molecular function: protein binding.